This is a messenger RNA of Vigna umbellata (rice bean), 650 nucleotides long. The record is from RefSeq and is a predicted model, not a curated record. NCBI's taxonomy places the organism in Eukaryota, Viridiplantae, Streptophyta, Magnoliopsida, Fabales, Fabaceae.
AUAUAAAGUCCCAAACCCCACGAAUAAAAUAAAAAUCUAGGGUUACAUACAUUACAUUCAUUUUCCGGUCUGCGUCUCUCUUCCCCUAUCUUUCUGUGGUUGAAGUUCUUAAAGUGAUGGAGUCACCACCCAGUAAUCACCACACCGUCGACGGCGAUGCCAACGACGUUAGAGCCUUCUCCCACCGCGACGACGAAGACGACAAGCCCCAACCUCUCACCGGCGACGGUGCCAGUCCCGGAAAGAUUUUUAUUGGCGGUUUAGCGAGAGAAACCACUAUUGCUCAAUUCAUCAAGCACUUUGGUAAAUACGGUGAGAUAACGGAUUCCGUUAUCAUGAAGGACCGGAAGACCGGCCAGCCUCGCGGCUUCGGCUUCAUAACUUACGCUGAUCCCUCUGUGGUUGAUAGAGUUAUUGAGGACACUCACAUUAUCAACGGCAAGCAGGUGGAGAUUAAGAGGACGAUUCCGAGGGGUGCAGUUGGCUCGAACUCUAAGGACUUCCGAACCAAGAAGAUUUUUGUUGGUGGAAUUCCUUCUACUGUGAGUGAAGGUAGUGUUUCAGUUGAGCCAAUUUUCCUCUUGCUGAUGUUGCUGAUGCCUUACUUAAUGUCAAAAUUUAAGGAUGUAGCAUGAAUGAUGUGCACAUGU